AUGACUGCCGAUGGAAACUCGCACCGACAACAAUCACUCAACGCCCACGAUACGUCGUCCACCUCUCCGCCGCGACUGUCCUCUCUUUCUCUCUCGCUCCGCUCCUCGCGCUCCGUUUCCGCGCCCAACGUGUACCGAUAUAUUCCUUCUCUCUCUCUCUCUCUGCUUUAUUUUCUUGCGCCGUUAUCUCUCCUCCCUUCUCAAGAGAACCGCGGAAAUUAGCUACGCGAGAAGAAGGCACGAUGACAAGUGCUCGCGGUCGCCCGCUCCAGCAGCAUCGAGGAGGAAUUCCGUGACGUCACGAGCAACACAUUUCUUCCAUCACCGACGAGCGGACGGUCUCGCGAGUUCGCCGCCGUUCGGGUUGCUGCUGCGUGCCGCCGUUGCACGGCUUUUGACGGAUCGAUCGUAUCGCGACGUGUCGCUCUCCGCUCGCGGCACUCCGCCUCCUCCCGGACCACCGUCGUUGACCUCCUCGCCACCGUCGUCGUCGUCACGAUUACUCAGAGACGCGGCCAACCGCGAGUCUACGCUACGAACAUCCACUAGUCGCGAGUCCGCGCGAAUCCGCGCGAGUGCUCGCGAGCCUCUGCGGGAAAACGGUGCGGCGAUCGGCGCACUCCGCGGCGCUCACUCGUUCGCUCGCUCGCUUUCGUUCGGCCGCAUUCGCCACGUACGAGGGGAGGAGGGGUACGCGUCUCGUUCCCCGAGCUACUCCGAGGUACUCGAGUACUCCUCUCGGUAUUCGACCGCGACCACGCUCACCACGCGCUCGUGGCUCCGCGAUCCAUCGAAGUGCGCGACUUCGGAGACACUGGCUGGCCGCGCCGCUCGCUGCGGUGCGCGCGCGCUGGCAGGUAACGCCGAGUGCCGCAGGUCGAGACCCUCCUGCCAGAAGGCAGAUUUGCGCCACCAUGACGGUCGCUGAUUCGCUUUCUCUGUUGCUCGCUCAGCCCUCCGAUAGCUCUCGCUCUCUUUCUCUCCGACUGACGUUCCCUCUUCUUUUCUCUAGGGUGCGAGAGACACGUCGGCGCGUCGGAUUCCGUCGCACUCGUGUGACAUGACGGAGUCAAUGCGCAGCCGGACGUCGAUAGCCACGUUGCGAGACGGCCCUGCGAUCUCGAUGUGCCUCUCUGUCCAACUUUCAUCCACGCACUCCGUUCAUCUUCGCCACGCGCGUCUCUCCUCCUCCUCCUCUCAUCUGCUCUCGAGUUUGCUCGUGGUCGCGCGACUCCAGAGGCGCAGCUGCCUCCCACUCCGUGCGGACUUCCUUGCCAGACGUCGCGCUGUCGCUUCCUCGCAGCCGCCUGAUCGUCGUCGCGACGCUCCGCGACGGCGAGACAUCGAUGCAGACGAGGAUGCGUGAUCACGCAUCAUGAUCGCGAGCAGAAACGCGUUUUUUACUGUCUCCAGGACUCGUUAUCCUGGCGAGAAUCCCGUCCUUGUUGCCCUUGUCGAAACUCGAUAGCGCACGUGGAGUCGCAUGUUAUGCAAAUCGCCGCAGAUAUGCAGAUCGACGCGAGCAUUAUUGUCGCUGCGCGCGGCGUAUUGAACGUUUAUUGCUAGAAAGCACCGCACCAUACUUGAUUGGCGUGGCUUAACACAGAGACGCGGACUUUGUAUUGAAGCUUGCACCUGCUGGAAACAUGAGGCCAAGCUUCGACACGAGCUCAACACGAAAAAUAAAUUAGAACGUCUAAUUUAACGUACAAUAUAUUAUAUAUACAAUAUAUUACAUUAAUCACAUAAUAAUUAUAUGAUAUAGGCUGAUCUCGAUAAAGAAAUUUAUUUGCAAUUCUUUGAAUCAACGAUCACUGAUGAAAGUACAAGCAGCUUCUCGAAAAAACUAUUUCCCUCGUGCAAAGAAAGAGGUCUGCUCAGAGGGUUUUAUUUCACGCAAGAUGGAGCGACCACAAUGAACCCAGGAGGUCUUUGAAACAAUUCAUAAAGUUUAUGGCACCCGAGUUAUCGGUCUGGGAUUCUCCAAAUUUGCCCAGGGGAGGCUAGAAUGGCCACCGUACUCAUCGGAUUUAAAUCCAGUGACUUCUUUCUUUGCGGGUACAUUAUAAAGAUAAAUGGUAUGCCGGAAAUCCAAAAACUGUGCCAGAUUUAGUGGCAACUAUUAAAAAGGUCGUUAAUAACAUUGAAGACGACAUGUUAGAAAAAGCAUUUACGAGUUUUCGUAAAAGAAUCAUACUGUAUAUUAUGAACAUACUGUAUAUUAUAAAAGAAUAUGCAUGUAUUAUACAACAUGCAUUGUGGAGAAACAAAAUAUUGGCAGAAUAUUGUCAUAAAUAUGUAAUAAUGUGAAAAUAUAAUACAGAAAUAU
Ooceraea biroi (clonal raider ant) is the source of this 2329-nucleotide messenger RNA. RefSeq lists its product as uncharacterized. The record is from RefSeq and is a predicted model, not a curated record. NCBI's taxonomy places the organism in Eukaryota, Metazoa, Arthropoda, Insecta, Hymenoptera, Formicidae.